CCUCGCUCCCACUCAUCUCUCCUCACCACUCUCCGAAGAACACAACGAGCCGCGCCACCGAUCAUGGCGGCUUGUCGCCGGAGCAGACCCACCGCCUCCCUCCUCCUCAUGUCCCUCUUACUCUCCUCACCCAUCGUCCUCGUCUCCGGCGGCCUCCCAGCAAAGGAAGCCUGCUUGAAAUCCCCGGACCCAGCCUUCUGCGCCAAGUUCCUGGCAUCAAUCCCAGACUCCAAAUCCGCCCCGGACGCGCGCGGGCUGGCCGAGCUCGCGAUCCGGGCGGCAGCCAAGGCCGGCGCCGAGAUGGGCUCCUCGGCGCGGGCGAAGCUUGACGCGGUCACCGUGAAGGGGCCCGAGUGGCUGUGCAUGGACGCCUGCGUCGCCGACGUCGAGGAGGCCGUCUCCCGCCUCGACGUCGACAAGGGCAAAAAGUCCAGCAAGUCCAAGGCCAUGGGGGACGCCAAGUUCGAAGAUGCGCGGGACUACGUGGAGACGGCGGAGAGUGAUGGGUUAACCUUCAACUGUGAUCUGUGCCGUGGGGGCCUGCCGGCACCCGUGCAGACGGGGCUGCUGCCCAAGGAUAACGAGUUUCAGAAGAUCAUGGGGGUUCUUGGUGCGCUGCUUAAGCUCGUCCCCGGCGGGGGCGAUGGGCCGUCGCCGGCGCCGGCACCGGGGCCGGAACCGGAACUUGGGCCCUCGUCGGGGCCGGCACCGGCACCGGCGCCCUCGUCGGAAUCGGAUUGA
This is a messenger RNA of Brachypodium distachyon (stiff brome), 741 nucleotides long. RefSeq lists its product as uncharacterized. Lineage: Eukaryota; Viridiplantae; Streptophyta; Magnoliopsida; Poales; Poaceae. The coding region runs from base 64 to 741 and encodes 225 amino acids. The record is from RefSeq and is a predicted model, not a curated record. Gene Ontology annotation, molecular function: enzyme inhibitor activity. The transcript has a single exon. Gene Ontology annotation, biological process: negative regulation of catalytic activity.